Molecule: messenger RNA, 2621 nt
Organism: Heterocephalus glaber (naked mole-rat)
Lineage: Eukaryota; Metazoa; Chordata; Mammalia; Rodentia; Bathyergidae
Gene: Was
Product: WASP actin nucleation promoting factor
Biological process (GO): actin filament organization
Molecular function (GO): actin binding
Source: RefSeq, a predicted model, not a curated record
AAAAAAAAAUUAAAGUAAAAGUUAGGAACAUAACACAGUAAGAAGGCCCUGGGUUCAGUCUCAGUACUACAAAAGUACUACAAAGCAAACCAAUGAAUAAAUUGCUGGAGAUGUACCUCUUUGUGAAGGCUCUGGGUUCAAUCUCUGGUACUACAAAAAAAAAAAAGAGAGAGAGAGAAAUCAAGAAAUUCAUUCAUUCAUUCAUUCAUUCAGGAACUACAGGGAGGCAAGGAUAUGCUAUGGGGCCCUGAGUCAGGGCUUAUACUGCACACUGUUGCAAUGUCAGGGGCUCAGAGGAGAGAUGGACUCCCUGGGGCUCUGUUAUUUAUUUAUUUAGGCAAGGUUCAGGCUAGCCUCUAACUCUCAGUGAUCCUCCUGCUUCAGCCUCCAGAGUGCUGGAAUUACAGGCGUGAGCCACCACGCCCGCCUGGGGCUCUGUAAUUAACAGGAAAAGCUGCUGCAGCAACCCUUCCUGACUUGGUCCCAGCCUACCUGGCUCCUUUGGGCAGGAAAGAGGCUGGGCGCCCCAAGACCACUCCCCUUGGCGUCAGCCCUGCAGAGGUGCCCAAGGUGGCUCAGCUCUCUCACCCCAGCAGAAGAAGGCAGGCCUGAGGCCGGCAGAGGAAGAUGGGCCCCAAAGAGUCAGAAAGAAGGAGGCUGGAACUGGUCAAGAAGAUGGGAUGAGCCAGUUAAGUGAAGGAGAGCCCCAACCUGAAGGAGGAGGGCUCAACCCUGUCCUAGCAAGGCAGAGGCCAGGCCCACUGCAAGGCCCCGGAGGACUUGUUUCCCUUGUGGUUUCUUGCACUUCCUGUUCCCUUGCUCACUGCGGAAGUUCCUCUUCUUACCCUGCACUCGGAGCCUAGGCAGAGAGGACAAGGACAGAAGAACCAUGAGUGGGGGCCCUGUAGGAGGCAGGGCCGGGGGCCGGGGGGGAGCAGUGGCCCAGCAGAACAUUCCUUCUAGCCUCCUGCAGGACCACGAGAACCAGCGCCUCUUCGAGAUGCUCGGCAGGAAAUGCUUGACACUGGCCACUGCAGUUGUUCAGCUGUACCUGGCGCUGCCCCGUGGAGCCCAGCACUGGACCAUGGAACACUGUGGGGCCCUGUGCUUCGUGAAGGACAACCCACAGAAGUCCUACUUCAUCCGCCUUUAUGGCCUUCAGGCUGGCCGGAUGCUCUGGGAACAGGAGCUGUAUUCACAGCUGGUCUACUUGGCUCCCACGAGCUUCUUCCACACCUUUGCUGGAGAUGACUGCCAGGUGGGGCUGAACUUUGCAGAUGAGGGCGAGGCCCAGGCCUUCCAGGCCCUGGUGCAGGAGAAGAUACAAAAAAGGAAUCAGAGGCAAAGUGGAGCCACAGAUAGACGCCAGCUACCACCACCACCAGCACCAGCCAAUGAAGAAAGAAGAGGAGGACUCCCACCUCUGGCCCCACAUCCAGGUGGGGACCAAGGGGGUCCACCAGCUGUCCCACUGUCCCUGGGGCUACCUACAGUGGACAUCCAGAACCCUGAUAUCACAAGUUCACGAUAUCGUGGGCUCCCAGCCCUUGGCCCUGGCCCAGCUGAUAAGAAACGCUCAGGGAAGAAGAAGAUCAGCAAGGCUGAUAUUGGCGCGCCCAGUGGAUUCAAACAUGUCAGCCACGUGGGCUGGGACCCGCAGAAUGGAUUUGAUGUGAACAAUCUAGACCCAGAUCUUCGGAGCCUCUUCUCCAGGGCAGGAAUCAGCGAGGCCCAGCUCACGGAUGCAGAGACCUCCAAACUCAUCUAUGACUUCAUCGAGGACCAGGGUGGGCUGGAGGCCGUGCGGCAGGAGAUGAGGCGGCAGGAGCCACUUCCACCACCCCCACCACCAUGCCGAGGAGGGAACCAGCCCACCCGGCCCCCUGUUGUGGGGGGUAACAAGGGUCGUUCUGGUCCACUGCCCCCUGUACCCAUGGGGGCUGCCCCACCCCCACCAACUCCACGGGGACCCCCUCCCCCAGGUCGAGGGGGCCCUCCACCACCACCCCCUCCAGCCACUGGACGUUCUGGACCACCGCCCCCUCCACCCACUGGAGCUGGGGGGCCAUCUGUGCCACCUCCACCGCCGCCACCACCACUGCCAUCACCCAGCACUGGGGGUGGGCUGGUCCCUCCCCCACCCCCUCCCACUCUGGGGUCUGGGGGGGGCCUGGCCCCUGGUGGGGGUCGGGGCGCACUUUUGGAUCAAAUCCGGCAGGGAAUUCAGCUGAACAAGACCCCCGGAGCCAUGGAGAGCUCAGCCCUGCAGCCCCCACCUCAGAGUUCAGAGGGACUGGUGGGGGCCCUCAUGCAUGUGAUGCAGAAGAGAAGCCGGGCCAUCCACUCUUCCGACGAAGGUGAGGACCAGGCCGGUGAUGAGGAUGAAGAUGAUGAAUGGGACGACUGAGCUGUCCCCCAGGCCAGUGGCUCCCACUGCACCUGCUCCCACUUGCCCCUGCCACAGACCAAAGUCCACUGCAGCUUCCGGGGCCUCACCUCCAGUGCUGUCACCCCGCAACUGUUCUUCACACUCACCCUAGCAGUCCUGGGGACCCUUUUUGUACAUUUUCCAGUUCUCCUUAUGCAAGGAUUUUUAAACAAAAAUAAAAUAAUUGUCCUUU